Emys orbicularis (European pond turtle) is the source of this 663-nucleotide messenger RNA. RefSeq lists its product as uncharacterized. The record is from RefSeq and is a predicted model, not a curated record. The transcript is spliced from 4 exons. NCBI's taxonomy places the organism in Eukaryota, Metazoa, Chordata, Testudines, Emydidae. Bases 1 to 663 code for a protein of 220 amino acids.
AUGAAGCUGUCGGUUCUUGGUGCAACAGGUCAAUCUGGUCAGUUUCUGGUCUCACAAGCGCUACAGCAAGGCCAUGAAGUGACAGCACUUGUGCGGAAUGUCACCAAACUGACUAUUCAACAUAAAAAUCUGAAGGUGGUGGAAGCAAACAUCUUUUCAGCAGAACAGUUGUCGGGACAUUUUCAAGGUCAAGAUGCUGUCAUUUCCUGCUUGGGCUUCCCCUACAAGAUCUUCUCAGCAAUUUCAGGAUACACAGAUUCAAUGGAAGCGAUAGUGGCUGCCAUGCGGCUAGCCAAAGUGAACCGUGUAAUAACCAUGACAUCAUGGUACACUUCCCCUGAGUCUGGACAGAACUCUCCACUGAUGGUGCGUUUUCUCCUCCUGCCACUCAUCAGAAGUGUGCUUACCAACAUGAAUCAGAUGGAGAACUACUUAGAGAAGGAGUGCAGUGACCUCAGCUGGACGGUAGUGAGGCCACCAGGACUUCAAAAUGUUCCAGCCACAGACAAAGAAAUCCUGACUCACGAAGGCUAUUUCGUUCCUGAUCCAAAUGGUUACCCGGUAACCAACUCAGUGGCAAGAGGGGAUGUAGCUCGCUUCAUGCUGUCUCUCCUCAGCAGUAACGAAUGGCUAAAAAAAGGAGUGGCAAUGUGUACAAACUAG